GCUUGAGCCUGACGGCUACGCGCCCUAACCCACGAAGAAGAAGAAGUGUUCGUGUUAUGUUCUGUAUUGUUUCCAACACGAUAUUCUUUAUCGUUCCAUUGUCUUUCUUAUACGCAUUCUGAUAGCGAAUAUUUGGAACUUCAUCUACUUUUGAGAUACCUACCUACGAGAACAUCGAGAGGUCUACCUACGCGGUUCGUCCCGGCAAACCUACGCGGGGAAGUACCAGUGAGACCGACCAAAUCACAGGACCGACGACUUCGAGACAAGACCUACGUCAAGAGAUACCUACCUACGAGAACAUCGAGAGGUCUACCUACGCGGUUCGUCCCGGCAAACCUACGCGGGGAAGUACCAGUGAGACCGACCAAAUCACAGGACCGACGACUUCGAGACAAGACCUACGUCAAGGCUAAGAAGUGGAAGUCAUGAACAGAUCAGUAGAUCCAAAGAAAGUGAACUCUGAGCUGUUCACGCUCACGUACGGGGCGCUGGUAGUGCAGCUGCUGAACGAUUUGGAGAGUGUGGAGGACGUCAACAAGCACUUGGACCGGAUGGGCUACAACAUCGGCGUGCGCCUAGUGGAGGACUUUAUCGCGCGCAGCAGUGCCGACAAGUGCUACGACCUGCGGGAGACGGCCGACAAACUGCAGGCGGCGUUCCGUAUGUACCUGGGCAUCUCUCCGAGUAUCGCCAACUGGGCGCCGGCGGGUGACGAGUUCUCGCUGAUGAUCGACACCAACCCGCUGACGGAGUUUGUCGAACUGCCCGACACGUGCAGCAACAUGAGAUACUCGGCCAUUCUGCCGGGCAUGGUGCGCGGAGCCUGCGAAAUGGUGCACCUGGAGGUAUCCAGCUGGUUCGUGCAGGACCAGCUGCGGGGCGAUCCCGUGACAGAGCUGCGCGUCAAGUUCAUCAAACGGCUCGAGGACUCGGUCCCUCCGGGCGAGGACUAGUGGGAGGACUGGUGAGUGCCCGGGACUGUGAAAGCCCAGCUGCGGGUCGGUGAAAAUAGGGACAGCAGUUCGCUGAGGACAGGGAAAGGGUGAGGAAAAGGACGUCAGGAUAGCCCGGCCUGGCGAGAACAAGUUUUGCAGUCUAUUGCGAAGACGAUCGGUGAUCCAGGACGACUGUUGGAGUGUGGGAAGGUGACUGGAGCGAGGUGUUUCUGGCUAGGAUGACUGGUAUUGUGGGCCGGGCGUGGCCUGGCACGGCGUUCCUGCCUGCUGGAGCUCAGCGUUCCUGGCUGCUGGAGCACGGUGUUCCUGGUCGGAUGGCACACCUUGUGCGGGCAUCAUUAGAUGUUCCGAGAAAGAGAAGGACCGAUGCCCGGUUGGGGCGCUGUCAUGUGAAUUUGACGGCGUUUUGUCACCUCAGUUUGAUGGUUAAUCUAAACGAAUGUGGGCUGCUGUCUGUUGUAUACAGUAUUGGAUAUACUGCCAAUACUAACUAAAUGAAAUAUUAUUCUGCUUGAACACUGGACAGUGUGGCCUGAGGCCUCUACCUAGUGCAAACUGAGCGUGUUUAGAGGCUAAUACGGCUGCGUAUGUUGUCCGUUGUUUGUUACAAAAGACGGACGACAGGUUUGAGUCAUUCCAUUAGCGGUGAUUGGGCUAUGGGUGUGCUGAUGUGCCUGGCGUGGUGAUGGCCAAUGGAAUGUUCCUGACCUUCGGGGCUCAGCCCGCUCGAUUGUCAGUGAUGUGGCCUUUGGCGCCCAGGAAGACCCCCAUUCAUAGGUAACGGUCUUAUUGGCUGUUUGCAGACCUUUGCCCGCAUGGAGCGAGUCUGUGGGAGGGCAGUUACUAGCCUUUGUUUAUUGUAUGCUGGAACUGGCAUGCCGUUUUUUGCACACAUGGCACCGUUAAGUUUGUUUAUUCAGCGUGUAUAGACAGUUAGGUUGUGCAGUUGUGCACUUUAUAUGCAUACCGUAUCUCGCUAUCGGAUGGGUACCUUCAGUUCGUUGUAUUUGUCUGGAAUUGCAACAUCGUUCCGGGGCCUGCAGUGAAACGAGACCUAUUUGAAACUUGCAUUGUUAAUACUAUCUAGCAACCAUCCAUUGUAUCAUGCAAUGGGAUCGGGACAGCUGCUUCUCAAUUCGCCGCCAAUAAAUCUCGAGAAUUUACAGUUUGAUUUUUGUUACGCAGGUAGCUGCACGUUGCGCUGGUUUUCGAAUACACUAUUGAUGAAACUAAA
Amphibalanus amphitrite is the source of this 2193-nucleotide messenger RNA. It is a transcript of the gene Bet3, whose product is annotated as trafficking protein particle complex subunit 3-like. The transcript is spliced from 7 exons. The record is from RefSeq and is a predicted model, not a curated record. Gene Ontology annotation, cellular component: TRAPP complex; cis-Golgi network membrane; cytosol. Gene Ontology annotation, biological process: intra-Golgi vesicle-mediated transport; endoplasmic reticulum to Golgi vesicle-mediated transport. Lineage: Eukaryota; Metazoa; Arthropoda; Thecostraca; Balanomorpha; Balanidae. Bases 429 to 956 code for a protein of 175 amino acids.